Messenger RNA from Dromiciops gliroides (monito del monte), 1338 nucleotides. RefSeq names its product T-box transcription factor 10 (gene TBX10). Gene Ontology annotation, cellular component: nucleus. The transcript is spliced from 8 exons. Gene Ontology annotation, molecular function: RNA polymerase II cis-regulatory region sequence-specific DNA binding; DNA-binding transcription factor activity, RNA polymerase II-specific. The record is from RefSeq and is a predicted model, not a curated record. The coding region runs from base 121 to 1338 and encodes 405 amino acids. Lineage: Eukaryota; Metazoa; Chordata; Mammalia; Microbiotheria; Microbiotheriidae. Gene Ontology annotation, biological process: cell fate specification; regulation of transcription by RNA polymerase II; positive regulation of DNA-templated transcription.
CAAAGACAGACACAAAGAGACACGGAGAGACCUGCGCCGGACGUGCAGAGACAAGAGAGAGCCAGGAUAAAGGACACAGACCAGAGUGUGAGAGGAGACCCCGGCAGAGACCCUCCAGUGAUGGCAGCCUUCAUCUCUGCCAGCCUCAGCCUGCUGACUUCUUCUGAGGGCUACCCACUGCCUCCCUCCAGCCCGGAGUGGGCAGCCAAGCUGGGGCCCUCCCUGGGUUAUAGCAGGGCCCCAGCUGCCACAGAGCCAUGUAGGCUGGACCCAGGGGAGGCCCAUCCCCAGCCGGGCUGGAAGAAUCCCCACGUGUCCAAUGUGACUGUUCAGCUGGAGAUGAAGAGCCUAUGGGAGGAAUUCAACCAGCUGGGCACCGAGAUGAUCGUCACCAAGGCAGGAAGGAGGAUGUUUCCCACCUUCCAGGUGAAGAUACUGGGCAUGGACACACUGGCUGACUAUGCCCUGCUCAUGGACUUCAUCCCCCUGGAUGACAAGCGGUACAGAUACGCGUUCCACAGCUCCACGUGGCUGGCGGCUGGGAAGGCGGACCCGGCCACACCCGGCAGGAUGCACUUCCACCCAGAUUCCCCCGCCAAGGGCGCCCAAUGGAUGCGUCAGAUCGUGUCCUUCGACAAACUGAAGCUCACCAACAAUCUGCUGGAUGACAACGGCCACAUCAUUCUUAACUCCAUGCACCGCUACCAGCCCCGAUUUCAUGUGGUGUUUGUGGACCCCCGCAAGGACAGUGAGCGCUACGCCCAGGAGAACUUCAAGUCUUUCAUUUUCUCUGAGACUCAGUUCACAGCUGUGACAGCCUAUCAGAACCACAGGAUCACUCAGCUAAAGAUUGCCAGCAACCCCUUUGCCAAAGGCUUCCGAGAGUGUGACCCAGACAGCUGGCCUAGGGCCCCAAGGCCCAUGAUCAGCCCCCUGGCCCGAAGCAGCCAGAGCAGUCGGGCACCACUGCUGAAUGAGGACCACCAGGAGGAGCAAGACCUGGACAAACAUGGCCGGAGCUUCCGCCCCAAAGUCUCCACCUCUGCCUCCAGGACCACCUCCCAGCUCCAUCAGCAGCCAAUGGGCCCCGUGCUGCCCAGAGAGAUCUCUGGGCCCCCUCGGGCCAGUCCUGCCCACCUACCCCCAGAGGCCCUUCUGACCCCUCCUGGCUACAGGUCCAUCUCCUACCACAGCCUAUACCUGGGGGCCUCUGCCAGGGCCCGCUCAGCCCCGUAUCCUCUCCCUGAGGCCAAGGGGAUGGGGAGCCAGGGAGCCCUACAUCUCCAGCCUCCUCAAAGUGUCCUGGGCCUCCUGGCAAGCAGCCAGGACCAAGAGUAA